This is a messenger RNA of Chrysemys picta bellii (western painted turtle), 1395 nucleotides long. It is a transcript of the gene FAM186A, whose product is annotated as family with sequence similarity 186 member A. The record is from RefSeq and is a predicted model, not a curated record. NCBI's taxonomy places the organism in Eukaryota, Metazoa, Chordata, Testudines, Emydidae.
CAAGAGCAUGAGCAGCAGGCAAGGCACUGGCAGCAGCAGGUGGAGGAGCAGGAGAAGCAGCGUCAGUUGUGGCAGCAGGAGCAGGAGGAACAUGACCUUCAGCUGAGGCAGUGGCAGCAGCAGGAGGUGAAGCAGCAGGAGCAGGAGAGGCUAUGGCAGCAGCAGUGGCAGGAGCAGCUACAGCAGUUGCAUGAACAGCAAGAGCUGCUGCAAAAACAGAUGCAGCAGGAGCAGUACCUGAUCCCAAGGCCUAAAACAGUUCCCCGGAGCAGAGAGCCUGGGACCCUGGAACACUUGACAAAACAGAUCCCACUCAGGGCAAGGAGAGACAUUGCAAAGGAAGAGGUGCUACUGUAUGACUAUUUCAAGCCUUCUACCCAGCAAAUGGCUCCCACUCAGAGCAAAGUAUCCCUGCACUCUCAAGCUCAGUCUGCUGAGGAGACUAGCUGGCUCCCGACGCUGGCUCAGAAGCCCAAAGGGAAGAGCUUGGUGCCCUCCAGCAUGUCAGAGAAGCGGUACUGGGUGGAUGUGGAGGCUCAGAGGGAGAACUUGGUGCUGCUGGGGCAGGCGACCCAAAAGUGCAGACUACCCCCACACCUGCACAUGCAGGCGAAGGAGGUUAUCACUGAGACCCUGCACACUGAUGUUGAGAGGCUGGCUCUCCUCUUCCACAAAUACAUCUCCUUCUGCCACCUCCAGCAUGUCAGACAAACCUUAAUGUCCAGAUUGGACGCUGCCAGAGCUGUAAAUGAUGGUGCUGAGGUCCGGAACUUGUAUACAUAUGUGGAGAGGGUGGAUGCUUACCGGAAAAAGGUGCUACAGUGCUGGGUGGCCAAACAGAAAACAGCAGAGCAGGCACGUCGACACUGCCUUGGCAAGAUGAUUUCCUUGUUUGCCCAGCUCCGCCUGAGCUCUGAACUCCACCUCAACAGCCCAUCCCCACUCGUGAUCAAAGCAGUGGAUGAAAUGAAGGAGUUCCCGUCCUCAGCCCAUGCCAGAUCCAAAUCCCCUGGCUAUCCAAGCCCCCUGGCAAGUGUGAAGAAAGUCAGAGACUUUAUGUAUCCAGCUGGAGUCAGUGAGCAGGUUUGUGACCAGAUAGAGUCAGUAUGGAGGACCGAUGUCAUCUCUCACAGUUUUCCUAUCGUUCCAAAACCCCAUGUGUCCCUGCUCUGGUCCCAGGCUGGUUUCCCAGAUAUCCCUAGAUUUCUGGAACUGGACGUGAGCUCAGUUAGGAGCAAACCCCUUAAGUCUCUACAGACACGAAUCCAGAACCUUCCUAGAUGGAAAAUAUAUGGACACAAGUAAAAACCCAUGUAAAUAUAGGAUAGUCCAGAUGCAGUUUAAUGCACAACAGAAAUGUAUGUAGAAAGCAAAUAAAGUAUAUUUUUGUGUUUA